UGACUAGAAUUAGGGUUGUAGGUUGGUAACCGCCCCGAAGAACCGAAGAUUUUUCGGCAGGGUUUUGGAUAUCCGAAGAUUUUCUGAGAACCGACAACUCUAAAAGGAACUAUUAAUAUGGCCCUAAUCAUCCUACACGAUUUUAUAAAGUAAAAAAAACUAAAAGAAUAAAUUAAUUUAUAGCAGUUAAAAAAUUAUUUAAAAUAAUUGAGAAUGAGUGCUACUCGAGAAUCCUCUACCGAAACAGCUGAUCGUUAUCCUUUUGGCUACUCUACAGAGCUUACCUCGAAUCAUGAAUCCUCCAUCUGUACAGCUAAAAGGCUUAGGCAACGCUUACAACGACAACAAUCGGGACAGUCGGGAAGGCGGUAUACUGGUGAAAGUAGUGAAGGGUCAUCCUUGGUGGGUACCCCAACAGAAUCAGGCCGUUGCUUCACCUUUACUGCAGCACAACGUGUAUUACGAACAGACCCAGAUAGAAAACCUUCAAUGAAUCAAAAUUUGUCUGAAAUGUUGUUAGAUGCGAUACAUAUGGAUGAUGCUAGCCUGGUAGAUAGGCUGUUGCUUUCACACUGUGGAAAUAAGGUAGAAACACUGAAUUAA
Molecule: messenger RNA, 603 nt
Organism: Meloidogyne enterolobii
Lineage: Eukaryota; Metazoa; Nematoda; Chromadorea; Rhabditida; Meloidogynidae
Source: the annotation of a GenBank genome assembly